CCGCAGUCUGCCAUUACCUUCCGGUUGCGAGAAGAGAACACACGCGGAUAUUUGAGAGUGAUAUUGUGAAAUUAUUUUUCGUGUUAUCUACUUUUGGACAAUAUUAAGUAUAUUGUAAAAAUGGCAAAUAAUGGAGCACCCGACUCUUGGGAACAACAAGCUGAUGUGGGAGGCGGUGAUUCCAGUCAGUCCUCCGAUCUGUCGGCGAAAAUUUCCACGUUGAAUGUGAACGCAGCCGAAUUUGUGCCUUCAUUCCUGCCUCAACAAACUGAACCUAUUUCGAAAAAAGAAUCUCCAGACUCCGUGGACGGGCAGGUUCCCAUAACGAAUGAUAAUGAACCUCAUGACAUGGACGUGGAUGAGCCACCUGGGGAUGGAGCACCUCCGCCUACUGCUGACAGUUGGGAAGAAGCUGCAGAUGGUGAUGGCGAGCCGCUGUUAACGCCUGAUAAUGAACAAGAUGGAGAAGAAGAGGAAGAAGAUGAAUUGGAGGAAGCUGUAAUCAAACCCAAGAAAAGACCAGUCAACAAAGUUGAAGAGACGAAGAGCAAGAAGGAACAUGUUAAUGUUGUUUUUAUUGGCCAUGUUGAUGCAGGGAAAUCAACAAUUGGUGGUCAAAUUAUGAAUUUGACAGGUAUGGUUGACAAACGGACACUUGAGAAGUAUGAACGUGAAGCAAAGGAGAAAAGCAGAGAAACUUGGUAUCUUUCGUGGGCUCUCGAUACUAACCAAGAAGAACGAGAAAAGGGCAAGACUGUUGAAGUUGGCCGGGCAUAUUUUGAGACUGAAAGAAAGCACUUCACAAUACUGGAUGCACCAGGUCACAAAAGUUUUGUUCCUAACAUGAUUGGUGGAGCAGCGCAAGCAGAUUUGGCUGUGCUGGUUAUAUCAGCACGUAAAGGGGAAUUUGAAACGGGAUUUGACAGAGGGGGGCAGACGAGAGAACAUGCAAUGUUGGCUAAAACAGCUGGUGUUAAACAUUUGGUAGUGCUUGUUAAUAAAAUGGAUGACCCAACAGUUGAAUGGUCUGAAGCACGAUACAACGAAUGCCGUGAUAAAAUUUUGCCUUAUCUAAGAAAACUCGGUUUCAAUCCUCAGAAAGACCUCACAUUUAUGCCUUGUUCAGGCCUUACGGGGCUAGGCCUGAAGGAUCCAUUAGAUGAAAAAAUUUGUCCAUGGUACAGAGGUGAUGCAUUUAUACCAUUCAUUGACAAGUUACCGUCACUCAAUCGCAAGAUGGGUGGACCUUUUGUAAUGCCUGUAGUUGAUAAAUAUAAAGACAUGGGAAUGGUUGUGAUGGGAAAAGUUGAAGCAGGAGAGGCAAAAAAAGGACAAUCAUUACUUCUGAUGCCAAACAGGACUGUAGUGCUUGUUGAUCAGAUGUGGUCAGAUGAUGAAGAAGUGACAGCUGUAGGACCUGGAGAAAAUGUCAAAAUAAAACUGAAAGGCAUUGAAGAAGACGAUGUGUCUCCAGGUUUUGUCCUUUGCGACAAUGCAAAUCCUAUAAAGACUGGCAGAGUAUUUGAUGCUCAGGUUGUUAUCCUCGAACAUAAGAGUAUAAUUUGUGCUGGCUACUCGGCAGUCAUGCAUAUCCACUGUGCAGCUGAAGAAGUUACUGUGAAAGCCUUAAUUUGUCUGGUGGACAAGAAAACUGGUGAAAAGUCGAAGACAAGGCCCCGCUUUGUGAAGCAAGACCAAGUUGCUAUUAUGAGGAUAGAAUGUGCAGGUGUUAUUUGCAUGGAACAAUUCAAACUUUUUCCCCAGAUGGGAAGGUUUACACUAAGAGAUGAAGGUAAAACUAUUGCCAUAGGUAAAGUACUGAAAGUAAUCGAAUAAAUUGUUUAAAUAUUAAAUUGAAGUUGGCUUAUUAAAGAAGAGUGAGUGUUAAGGUGGUUUUAUCUAUCUGCAACAUGACAAGAAGAGCUGAGAAGACAGUGGAAGAAAGGGCAACUAUCUGAGCAGCAAGGAUUUUCAUAACAGUGGAUUUACCAGCAUUCUACAUUGAAUUAUUGUAUACAAUCCAUAUAGUCUGAAUGCUACCUGGAUGGGUGCAAUGAAGGCUGUAUUGUUGCUUCCCUGUCAGAAACAGUGGUUACUGCAUGAAACAUUGUAGGCGGCAAUCAGACAUUUCACUUAUGAACUGAUAAUGUGAAUAAUGAAAACUGAGUGAAAUACAGAAAUGAGAACAUUCACAGGUGCUUUCUUCUAGAAGCUAGAGGUGCAAGUUAUGCAUCAGAUUUUUGCAUAUUUGAGUGAAUGGUAGUGUGUGUGUGUGUGUGUGUGUGUGUGUGUGAGAGAGAGAGAGAGAGAGAGAGACGCUGUGUAAAUGGAAUUGAGUGACAAGUUAUUUGCGAUAAUUUAGUUAAAGGGGAAGGAAUAUUGUGACAGGGAAAGACUAGGGCUCUAUUUCAAUGAUCGUUUGACACCAGUUACUCUAUUUGUUCUUUUUUUCUGUGAAACUAAUGCUUCCAUGUUCAAUAAACAGACAGAUGAAUUGCAGAUUUUGGUAUCAGACAAUAUAUAUAUAAAUAAAACUUCUAUGGCACAUAUAUUUUUCAACAUUAUUGUAUAUGGGCAAUAAAUGAAAACUUGCACGACUUGAAAUAUAAUGCCAUAUUUUGUUACAUAACUGCUCUUUAUCAAGCUUUUAUCUAGGUAUUGACUUAUACUGUUUGCUUGAAGUUUAAUUUUGAACCUUUCAGCAUAUUCACGGUAAAGUUAUGCAAUGUUUUUAAUAGCUUUUACUUAUGCACAUAGUAGAAUGGGUAUUUAAUGCAGUUUAUCUGCACAAUAUGGCCUUAUAAUCCAUGGUGAAUGACAUUAGUAAAAAAAAAAUUCUAAAGAAACUUUAUAACCUUGUGCCAGAUUUGUUGAUGCUAAUAACUUUGUAGUUAUAAACAGUUGAAAGAGAUUUGAAUUUAGUUAAUAAACAGUGUUGCAAAUGAACAAGCUAUGAUAUUAAGUUCUCAAGUAUUACAAAUGUGGCAGUACAGCUUUACGGUUGUAUCUUGGAAGUAUUUCACGUAACAGUGUGAAAGCAAUGACUGCAUCUGUUCCAGUGAAUUUUGUGAAAUGUACUGCAAAAAUUACUGCGUAACAGACUGAAAUAUGGAAAAAAUCUUAUUUUAGUUUAAUGUGUUAUAAAAUAUAAAGUAACUUAUUUUUUAAAGAUACUGGAAAA
This is a messenger RNA of Schistocerca americana (American grasshopper), 3181 nucleotides long. It is a transcript of the gene eRF3, whose product is annotated as eukaryotic peptide chain release factor GTP-binding subunit ERF3A. Gene Ontology annotation, biological process: translational termination; translation; nuclear-transcribed mRNA catabolic process, deadenylation-dependent decay. Bases 121 to 1836 code for a protein of 571 amino acids. Gene Ontology annotation, cellular component: translation release factor complex. The transcript is spliced from 10 exons. The record is from RefSeq and is a predicted model, not a curated record. NCBI's taxonomy places the organism in Eukaryota, Metazoa, Arthropoda, Insecta, Orthoptera, Acrididae. Gene Ontology annotation, molecular function: GTPase activity; translation release factor activity; GTP binding.